UUUGUGGAAUCCUACAAAUAUUACGUAACUCAAGUAUGUACAAUCUGUGGUGAUUCCGGUGAUCCAAUUCCAAUAUGGGAAGUUCGUUUAUGUCGAUUUUGCAUUGUCAGGCAAUUAGUCAAUAAGAGUGCAUUAUAUGCGUACACUUUAACCGCUAAGGAAAUCGAAGUGCUCAAGUCAUGGAAGACUUAUGUAUAUGAUUUAGGCAUGCAUUGUACUUUCUAUCUACGUACUCACCUUGAUCAUCUUCGACGUCAAAAAUAUUCUGAUCCUCAAAUCGCUUUGGAUGCUGAUGUUGAAAAACGUCAAUCCGAAAGGUUUGAAAAAGAAAAUCUUAAACGUAAGAGAAAGCAAAGGGAACAAGAGGAUUCUUAUAUAGAACGAACGGCCGCCGUACUUCAAUGUUUUAAAGAUCUUCGACUAAAAGCUGAUUUGGCUGUCAUGGAAGAAUGGUGUAAAACUCUUCGUAAAACUUUAGAUGAGAUCAUGCAAGAAUUACGUCAAGUAGUCGUUCCACGAGUUGAAAGAUUAAUGGAUUUAAAUCAUAGAUUAUUGG
Molecule: messenger RNA, 556 nt
Organism: Dentiscutata erythropus
Lineage: Eukaryota; Fungi; Glomeromycota; Glomeromycetes; Diversisporales; Gigasporaceae
Source: the annotation of a GenBank genome assembly